This is a messenger RNA of Pungitius pungitius (ninespine stickleback), 597 nucleotides long. RefSeq names its product fatty acid binding protein 4b (gene fabp4b). Gene Ontology annotation, molecular function: fatty acid binding. The transcript has 4 exons. Gene Ontology annotation, biological process: fatty acid transport. The coding region runs from base 110 to 514 and encodes 134 amino acids. The record is from RefSeq and is a predicted model, not a curated record. Gene Ontology annotation, cellular component: nucleus; cytosol. Lineage: Eukaryota; Metazoa; Chordata; Actinopteri; Perciformes; Gasterosteidae.
CGAGAGUCUCUCUCUCUUUUAUUUUCCACAGGUGGAACCACAGACGCUGAUUUAUCGCGUGUUUCGGUGGUAGACAGACCGUCCUCCUCCUCUUCUUCAGGUCUUCAUCAUGGUGGAUCCGUUUGUUGGAACCUGGACUCUGACUGCCAGCGAGAACUUUGAUGACUACAUGAAGGCGAUCGGUGUGGGACUUGCCACCCGGCAAAUGGGCAACUUGGCAAAGCCGAACCUGGUCAUCAGCGUGGACGAGGACGGGCUCCUUUUGAUGAAGUCUGAAACGACGUUCAAAACCACAGCGUUCAAAUUCAAGCUGGACGAGGAAUGUGACGAGACUACAGCGGACGGCCGCACGACCAAGACCCUCGUCACUCUGAAAGAUGGCAAACUGGUGCAACGGCAGACAUGGGAUGGAAAGACGACUACACUGGAACGAGAGAUUCAAGAUGGAAAACUGACCGCUAAAUGUGUCUUCGACGACGUGGUUGCAGUGAGAACCUAUGCAAAAAAAACUUGAGUAACACAUUUAGACUGGACCUUACGCCAAAUACAUUGAGCUAUUGCCAAUAAAGUCUGAACUGUGACACUUGUAUGUCAUUU